GAGUCCGCACACUGGACUCAUCACAACACACCGUCUGUCCAGCAGUUUUACUAAGAACAGGAACCAGCUCGUGACUGUUUGGACUGUUUCAGGUGUGAAUUUAGUAUUUUUUUUAGUUGCUCCUUUGAUUGUCAGCACGUUUUUUUUGGGGGGGGGGGGGGGGGGACAUUUCACCCUUUUUUAUGAGCCUCGGAGAGGUCCGAAUGAAUCCGUGCGUAAAGCUGCUGACCAACGUGCCAAAAAACUGAUUGACAUUUGCGACGUUUUGCGCAAUAAAACCACAAACUUGAUAGCAGCUCACCUGCACGCGUUUCCUGCUGCUGAGGAUGUCAGUCAGAUGAGCGCCGAGCUGCUGUUCAGGUGGCUUUAACGCUCCGCGGGAGGAGAUGUGACCAUGUCCUUUACGCACCGGCUCGCUCUGUUCCUGCUCGGCUUCACCUUCAUCCACACGGUUAAUGGAAAGUUUCCUCACUGCCAGUUCCACUGGGAGAUGCAGCAAGCCAGGAGAGACUGUCAGACACAACUGCAGCAACAGACGCCUGCUAGCACAGGAUGUCGCGGCGAGUGGGAAAGUGUGUCUUGUUGGCAGAGCGCGGCGGUCAACGAGACGGUGACCCUCCCCUGCCCCUCCUCCCUCCUGCACCUGUUUGGAAAAAACGGUGUCCUCAGCAGGAACUGCACAGAGAACGGUUGGUCUGACGUCUACCCCGCCAUCACCAUCGCCUGCUGGUCGAACAACACAGAUGAACCCAGUGAGCUGGUCUUCUACAAAGUGGUGAAGAUACUGUCCACUCUGGGCCACAGCCUGACCCUCAUCUCUCUGCUCACCAGCACCAUCGUCAUCUGUUUGUUCAGGAGGCUGCACUGCACGAGGAACUACAUCCAUCUGAACUUGUUUGUGUCGUUCAUGCUGCGAGCCGUGGCCGUGCUGGCCAAGGACACGCUGCUCUUCUCAGCCGAUGAAAACACAGACUGCAGCACGCAGCCAUCGCUGGUGGGCUGUAAGGCCAGUCUGGUGUUCUUCAACUACUUCAUCAUGGCCAACUUCUUCUGGCUGCUGGUGGAGGGUCUCUACCUGCACACGCUGCUGCUCGUCAUCCACAACUACUCCAUCCGCCUCUCCAUCUACAUGCUCAUCGGCUGGGGAAUCCCUUUUGUUUUCAUGGUUGCGUGGAUCAUAUGUAGGAUAAACAUGGAGGACACGAGGUGUUGGGAGAUGAACGACAACCCUGUCCCCAAUAGACUGAUCGACUGGCCCAUCGUGGCAUCUGUCAUCAUCAACUUCAUUAUCUUCAUCAGCAUCAUCCGCAUCUUGGUGCAGAAGCUGCGCUGCACUGACGUCGGAGGAAAUGAGCAAUCGCAAUACAAACGCCUGGCUAAGUCCACCCUCCUGCUGAUCCCUCUGUUUGGGAUAAACUACGUGGUGUUCGUGUACCUGAUGAAGCCGGCGGACAAAACCAUGAAGCAGAUCAAGAUCUUCUUUGAACUUGGCCUCGGAUCAUUCCAGGGUCUAAUUGUGGCAAUCCUCUACUGUUUCCUAAACAGCGAGGUCCAGAGCGAGCUGCGGAGGACGUGGAGGAGUUUAUCUCUCAAGCGUUACGUGGGACGGGAGUACCAGCUGCACGCCAUGUCAGUGAGCCGAAACGGCACCGAAAACUCUUCUCAGUUUCCCAGGAACUCCAGAGCCCAGUCCAUCCUGCAGACUGAGACCACCAUGCUCUGACCGGGGAGAGAGAUUGGCCUGUUUAAGUAAAGACAUCCACAACUGAUGCUCAUAUUUAGAGCGACUCAGUCGAAGUUCAAAGUCUUACUCAAGGACACUUUUAUUGACAUAUCGCAGAAGUUUCUGAGGACUUCUGGUCGGACGGUGUAUGCCUCCUGAAGAUUUCUAACAUCACUGCCCUUACAAUGGUCUUCAACAUUUUUUCAGUUCGUGACACAAAUGAAACAGUGCCUGUUGAAACAAUGCAGAACAACAUAAACAUAACACAAAUAUAUAUUCUCAGUUGUUAGAUAUUUCUAGGAGACAGCUGAGUGUAUCAACUGCAGCGCUGUUGUUUUCAUGCCAGCAGCAGAUAUAUCAUCUUUUUUAGGAAGGUCUUCAGCAUUUACCAAAAAGAUUACAAACAUGCCCUAAAGAAUUUAUGCACAAGUAUUAUGAUUUUACAAAUGACUAAAAAAACGACAUGUGGUGGAGAAUUUUUAGAUUUUGAUGAUUGUUUUUGAAUUACAGUGAAGUGCAAUUUAUACUUCGGUGUGUCAAAUCGACGGCGUAGCCCUGUAGCCUACACCUACGCCGUCCCCUACGCCGUCCCCUACGCCGUCCCCUGACGUGCACCUCCUUCAAAAUGUAACUACACGUCAAGUCGACGCAGACUGUAAGGUCUUUGAUUGGUCGGGUGGGUAGCCUCACAAUGCCUCCGAGCCGACCGGAAGUACCCCGCGCUUUAAAGUAACAUUUACUAACGGCCAAAACGGCGGCUGUAACACAGUGAAUCAAUAUAUCUGACCAUCACAACCCGGGCAAAAUGACUCAUUUCGCUAUCAGACUUGUGAUCCAUUCGGUCAGUAACAUUUGAAAAGGCCACACCAGCAGCUAAACCGGAAGUUCGACCGGCAAAAGUCAACACCGUGGAUGCUGUAGCGCUACUGCCGACUAGCGUUUGGGGGGUGUAAUUGCAGAAUGACGGACAGACCUACACACAAGUAUAAAUGCAUGGCUGUACCUACGCCGUAGGCUACGCAUGUAGACCCUACGCAGGAGUAUAAAUGGGCCUUAAGUCCAAGGGUGCAGACUAGGCAGACCUGAUACCACGUUUAUUUCACGUUGGAUAUUAACUACGGAUUUGGAAUUAAAUGUUCCUGUCAGUCUCCUGUUGGUGAAUUUAAGUAAGACAUGAUGCCACAGUGGUUCCCAACCUUUUUGGCUUGUGACCCCAAUUUAUACUUCUGCGUCGAGUCGACGCCGUAGGCUACAUGCCGUCCUGAGCAUUUGUGCAUUGGUGUCUGCGUCACUCUGCAAUUCCAACGCCAAAACGUUAGUUGGCGGUGGUUUCUAUGUUCCACUGUGUUGAGUUUCUUCUUCUUCGUUGCUGUAGGCUACUACAAACAAUGGCGACUGAAACUGAUCGAUGUUGAACAGCAGUCAUUUUUAGUGAAAUUACCAAAAACAGAAAUGAGCAUCGGACUGAAUUUGGAAAUGGCGGUGAAGAAGGACAAGCUGGAAAUUCGUAUUAGGAAAUGUGAUGAUAUCAAGCCGCCCAAUCACAGUUCUUGCGGUCUGUGUUGUGUAGUUACAUUUUUGGGAGGUACGUGUCAGGCUACGGUGUAGUGUACGUAGCAGAUGUAUAAAUUGGCCUUUAAAAUAAGCUACUUGUUUUUUUUUAACAGUUGUUACAGUAUAAACAAUCCAGUUGUUCAAGAAAAAAAGCUUUAUGUAGCAGAAAUACAUUUCAUGCUUUCCUCCCCUGGUCAAUCAUCUCACAACCCUUCAGAUUUAGUUUGCAAUCCCUUGUUUGCGUCCCGACCCCCAUCUCCAGAUGAUAAAGAGCAUUUUCAUCUUGGAGUUGGGACUCAUGUAAAUAAUGAUUGUCCAUUAAUGUUUUUGUUUAAUUGUUUAUUUUAUAACAUGUAUGUUUUUCUGCCAAAAUACCACUGUGACCACUGUGUCUCUUGGGUCUGGGUGUCCAAAACUGUAGAACAUUAUGAACUCUUCAAUAUAGGAGAAUUAUUGCUUUUAAAUGAAUAUACAUGAAUGAGUUAAAUGCACUUCCCCAGUCCACACUUUAAUUAGGGAGCAUCUUCCAUCAUAUCACAAUCCUGAACUAAAAACCUACGACAUGUGAAAUUCAGUUACAUGAAGAAUAUCUGCAAACAGACAGAUCGGUCUGACCCUUUUCUGGGUUUCAGUUCUACUUAAAAACAGCCAAAAACAUACCUGCCUUGUACAAAGAAUGAUUGUUUUGUCUUUCCUGUCUUGUUAUUUACACAGUUGAGUGUAUUAAUGUUGAUUAUGUACGUGAGAGGGAGACGUGUAAGCUUUUGAACACAACUGUAAACCUGGGACUCCGUAUGUUUUAUGUAUAAAAGCUUUAAUCAAGGA
This is a messenger RNA of Micropterus salmoides (largemouth bass), 4102 nucleotides long. Its product is annotated as vasoactive intestinal polypeptide receptor 2-like. Bases 395 to 1723 code for a protein of 442 amino acids. NCBI's taxonomy places the organism in Eukaryota, Metazoa, Chordata, Actinopteri, Centrarchiformes, Centrarchidae. Gene Ontology annotation, cellular component: plasma membrane. The transcript is spliced from 13 exons. Gene Ontology annotation, molecular function: peptide hormone binding; vasoactive intestinal polypeptide receptor activity; G protein-coupled peptide receptor activity. The record is from RefSeq and is a predicted model, not a curated record. Gene Ontology annotation, biological process: cell surface receptor signaling pathway; adenylate cyclase-modulating G protein-coupled receptor signaling pathway.